Messenger RNA from Aspergillus versicolor CBS 583.65, 1883 nucleotides. RefSeq names its product fungal specific transcription factor domain-containing protein. Gene Ontology annotation, molecular function: DNA binding; zinc ion binding. The record is from RefSeq and is a predicted model, not a curated record. NCBI's taxonomy places the organism in Eukaryota, Fungi, Ascomycota, Eurotiomycetes, Eurotiales, Aspergillaceae. The coding region runs from base 162 to 1709 and encodes 515 amino acids. Gene Ontology annotation, biological process: DNA-templated transcription. The transcript has 2 exons.
CUAGUGCAUCGUUGGGGAAGAAUGCCAAUCAGGGGGGACCAUCGAGAUGUACGAUCCCGUACGCUCUUAGACUUGAGCGAACUUGAAGCUGAUAGUUUGACCUUCGGCCAGGGAAGGAAAGAGUCUACAAACAUCCCCGGAAAAGGGGGACAGCAGGGCGCAUGAUCGGAGUUAAGGGCGUUACGCCAACGUUUCCUUUGGACCACCUGGUCGACAUCUCUGCGGCUUUGCUGGGUGUGACGAGCAGGGAUAUUUGCUCUGAUGUAAGUGUCAAAGAAGAAGUAUCUAUCCAAGGAGGUCCGGACUCAAGCUGUAUACUCUACCGGGAGGAACCACUGGAAAUCGCACCAGGGCCACUGCAGUCUAUUUCUUCCGAGACCUGGCAGUUUCUGAGGUUCAAAAAUGCAUUGGAUAUUCCCACAAUGACCCUCCGGCGUGCGCUCUUGGACGCAUAUAUAGCCUUCGUUCAUCCCAGCAUGCCAGUGUUGGAUCUACCUCGAGUACUUGACAGCAUUCUGAUGAGCCAGGAUGAGUGCCGUCUAAGCCCCUUGUUGUUUCAAGCAAUGAUGUUUGCGGCGAGCGCCUUUGUCGAGACUCAAGCGCUGCAAGCAGCUGGGUACCGGUUUCGAAGUGACUUGAGGAGGGACCUUUUCCACAAGGUGAAGGUAAUCUACGAGAGCGACAUGGAAGCCGACUCAACUAUCCAGAUACAGGCUCUUCUACUUAUUAGCGACUGGCACGACUGUGCAAAUAACCCCAAGGAUCCCUACUACUGGAUUGGUCUGGCAGUAUCCACAGCGCAUAGGCUUGGCCUACAUGAAAAGUCUUAUGACGGCCUGGCUAGCUUACGCAAACGGCUCUGGUGGUGCAUAUACGCCCAAGAUAUCCGUGUCAGCCUCAAACUUCGCCGUCCCAGACAAAUCAAGGAUACCAUUGUCACGGCCGGCUUUUUACAAGAAGAAGACCUAGAAAUUGGGCAUGUUAAAGACCGAGUUCGCUCAGAGUUCAAUAAGUGUGCCGAUCUUUUUGAACCCGAGAGUACACGGCAGCUAAACCAACUAUAUAUGCAUAGCAUCAAUCUGUGCGUCAGGAUCGGGCGUGUGCUGGACGACUUCUACACGCCGUCGUGGACCCGUAAUGUGUUAAUCGAGUCGCCCGUGCUGCUUGUGCCUAAAAGGCCAUUCUCAGCGCAAAUGGACUUGCGGGCUGAGCAAGCCUUUGAAGCUUUAGCAGCCUCAUACGCGGUCUUUUCGAGCGAGGAAUGCCUACUUGCAGCGGAUAUACGGGGCGAGGUAGGGUCAGUUGGUCUCAGCUUUGCGAUGCAAAAUGCAGAGUUACAUAUUAUGUAUCACUUGGCCCGGUGCAUCCUGUCUCAUGCAUUACUAUCUUCCUGUCCGCCAUUUACCUCGCUCCUCUGGAAAGAAAAGCUGCGCAGUGCGACGUACGACAUUAUCUCGGUUCUGCAAUUGCUCUGUGCUUCCCGUCCACAGGCUGCUUUCCCCAGCAUAUGCGUUCCUGCAGUCUCACUUGUCACGGCAAUUAUUGUAACGGGCUUGGAUGACAAAAAGGAGGACCAGGGGGUAAAGGAUCGAUCGCUUUCUAACUACCAUUUCUGCAUGAAUAUUGCCAAGAUUCUCCAGGAGACACACCCUGCCGCAUAUAUGAUUUCUAUGUCUUCGAAUUCGGGAAAUUGCUGGUUAUUUCGGUAGAGCAAACAUGCGGCGAACCUCACCAUUGAAAGUGAAUGUAAAAUGUAUCUAAAGGAAAGCUCGUAUACUUAAACUACCAGCACGACGCUACGGCUCGACGCGCAGAAUCUACAUUGAAGUACUCGGGCAGCUUGGCCUGCCCAUCUACUGGGCUGUAUAUCCACCAUCAACUGA